GGCCUUAGUGAUCUUGUCCACCCCCCUGCCCCUUUUUAACGGGUUGGGGAAAUGGACGCCUGGAGAACGGAAAUCCAGUUAUCAAAAUUGACUCCAGAAGAGAGAACCUAACAGACCAAUAACAAUGGAAGAAAUUGGGAAAGUUAUCAAAAAGCUGUCAUCUGACAAAACACCAAGCCCAGAUGGUGUUACAGGUUAAAAAAAAAUUCUUCAUGAAGAAUAAAAAAUCUUAAGCAACAUGAUGGAUUCAGAAGCUCAUGAAAAGAGGCCACCAAUUCUAAAAUCUUCAAAACAAGAUGUAUCACCUCACAUUACCAAUGUUGGUGAAAUGAAGCAUUACUUGUGUGGCUGCUGUGCAGCUUUCAACAAUGUAGCGAUCACAUUUCCUAUUCAGAAGGUCCUUUUUCGGCAACAGCUAUAUGGCAUCAAAACCCGGGAUGCAGUACUUCAGUUGAGGAGGGAUGGAUUUCGAAACUUGUAUCGCGGAAUCCUUCCCCCGUUAAUGCAGAAAACAACUACACUGGCACUUAUGUUUGGUCUGUAUGAGGAUUUAUCCUGCCUUCUCCGCAAGCAUGUCAGUGCUCCAGAGUUUGCAACCCGCAGCGUGGCGGCAGUACUGGCAGGGACAACAGAAGCCAUCUUCACUCCGUUAGAAAGAGUUCAGACGUUGCUUCAAGACCACAAGCAUCAUGACAAAUUUACAAACACUUAUCAGGCUUUCAAGGCACUGAAAUGCCACGGAAUUGGAGAGUAUUAUCGAGGCUUGGUGCCCAUUCUUUUCCGCAAUGGACUCAGCAAUGUCUUUUUUUUUGGCCUUCGAGGUCCCAUUAAGGAGCAUCUGCCUACUGCAACGACUCACAGUGCUCAUUUGGUCAACGAUUUUAUCUGUGGAGGUCUUUUGGGUGCCAUGUUGGGAUUCUUGUUUUUUCCAAUUAAUGUUGUAAAAACUCGCAUACAGUCUCAGAUUGGUGGGGAAUUUCAGUCUUUCUCCAAGGUCUUCAAAAAAAUCUGGCUAGAACGGGACAGGAAACUGACAAAUCUUUUCAGGGGCGCCCAUCUGAAUUACCAUCGGUCUCUCAUCUCUUGGGGCAUAAUCAAUGCAACUUACGAGUUCUUGUUAAAGGUUAUAUGAAAAAAAUCAUCAGUUAAGUGCCAUUUGUCAACUGAAUGCCUAAGAAGAA
Molecule: messenger RNA, 1181 nt
Organism: Propithecus coquereli (Coquerel's sifaka)
Lineage: Eukaryota; Metazoa; Chordata; Mammalia; Primates; Indriidae
Gene: SLC25A51
Product: solute carrier family 25, member 51
Exons: 3
Coding region: 239-1132 (297 amino acids)
Source: RefSeq, a predicted model, not a curated record